This is a messenger RNA of Talaromyces stipitatus ATCC 10500, 1338 nucleotides long. RefSeq lists its product as uncharacterized. Gene Ontology annotation, biological process: anaphase-promoting complex-dependent catabolic process. The transcript has 2 exons. The record is from RefSeq and is a predicted model, not a curated record. The coding region runs from base 1 to 1338 and encodes 445 amino acids. Gene Ontology annotation, cellular component: anaphase-promoting complex. Lineage: Eukaryota; Fungi; Ascomycota; Eurotiomycetes; Eurotiales; Trichocomaceae.
AUGCUAUCUCUACCUCUUGUAGCACCUCGCGAUUCCCACGAGCUCUGGUUCGGAUCCUCUCAACCUCGAUACAGAGGCAGUAUAAACAGCCCGAACACAGAGACACCAGCAACUCGACGCCAACAACUCCACAACGGCGCACCCAACAAUGGCAACCUCUCAAACCCGCAAACAUCAGCGCGCGCUCUCUUCUCCUCGACCGCACCAUCCAACAGUCUCGCCAUGCUGCAACUCGAAGAACGCGCCCUACGACUCCGAAAGGAGAAUAUCGCCUCCUUUGGAGCUGCAUGGAUCAAACCGGCGGGUAUACCCAAAACGAUGCAGGGGAUGAGAGAGGAAGAAGCGGAGCGGGAGGAGGGGUUGGCGGCGGCACAGCAGGAAUUAAAUGUUGCUGCUAUGGUUGCUGCAGCUGCAGCCGGAAAUGUAGGGGACGGUGUGACGAAUAUGGAUGCAUUUGGUGCAGAGGAUACGGCGCUUCAACAACAGCAGCAACAGAUGGUUGAAGGGGAUGGUACAGGUGCUGCAGAAGGGGAUGGGAUUGGACCGGAGGAGCUCGAAAGGGAUCUAGAUGAUGAUAUCCCGGAAGCUGAAGAUGAUGGAUUUGGGGACUCGGAUGAAGAGGAAGGUCUGGUUGAGGAAGGUGAAGAGGGGUAUGAAGAAGAGCUUCUGGAGCGGAAUCUGGACGACGACAUACCUGAGGGAUUCCCGGAAGAUGACGAGGAUGACGAAGAUGAUUAUGAGGAUGAUGACGACGAGUUGCCCGAAGGGAAUGAGAUCAUGGUCCGUGAUCUAGACGACGACAUCCCAGAAGCAAAUGACCCAGAAGACGAAGACAUGGACGAAGAAGCCGAAGCCGAAGAAUGGCAACAUACCGACUCGGAACUAGAAGACGACGACGACGACUCUGAUUUAGACGGAGACAACAGUAAUAUACAUGACCCGUACGCGCAUCUUAAUAGAGGAGGGGGGGCCGACGGUAUAGUUUCGACGAAUACGCAAACACCGGUCAGCACAGAUCCAGCACGGCGAAGGUCACAGCGUAGUAGCGCUCGUCAGCCACCACCGCCGCCAUCCGCGGCAGAAAUACGUCGAACACGCGAAACAGCUGCACAGCGACGGUUCCUGCAGCGCUGGAGCGGGAUUGGUGGGGAGACCGAAUCUGACAACGAAAUUAUACCCUCGGUUAUGAUGGUUGAUGAUGACGAGGACGAGGAUGAUUUGCGUGCUUCUAUAACGAGUGCUCGGAAUCAAGCUGCGCGGGAGGCGCGAACGAGGCUUGUCCAGAGUAGAUUUGGUCGGUUUAUGAGGCGUGGUGGACCGAGAGAUAGUCUUGACUAG